Molecule: messenger RNA, 2946 nt
Organism: Phaethon lepturus (White-tailed tropicbird)
Lineage: Eukaryota; Metazoa; Chordata; Aves; Phaethontiformes; Phaethontidae
Gene: R3HDM2
Product: R3H domain containing 2
Exons: 23
Coding region: 1-2946 (981 amino acids)
Molecular function (GO): nucleic acid binding
Source: RefSeq, a predicted model, not a curated record
AUGUCAAAUAGCAACACAACACAAGAGUCUCUGGAAAUAAUGAAGGAGUCUGAAAAAAAGGUGGUUGAGGAAUCUGUCAACAAAACUAAGUAUGUAUCAAGAUCACCAAGCAAGGAGGAGGUGGAGAAGGAUGGUGGGGAGGAGGUCAGUGUGCGCCAGGAAUCUCAGAGGCGAACUUCAAGUCAUGGACAUGCCAGAAAAAGAGCCAAGUCUAAUUCAAAGCUUAAACUGGUCAGGAGUUUGGCUGUAUGUGAAGAAUCAUCUAGCCCCUUUGUAGAUGGGCUGCUGGAGUCCCAGGACAUCAUUCAGUUGCACAUUAGCUGCCCCUCUGACAAGGAAGAGGAAAAAUCCACAAAAGAUGGGGCUGAGAAAGAAGAAAAAGACAAGAAUAAAGAAAAGGCACCAAGGAAAACGCUGUCUCGAGAUUCCAGCCAGGAAUAUACAGACUCCACUGGAAUAGAUUUGCAUGAAUUUUUAGUAAAUACACUGAAAAAAAACCCACGGGAUAGAAUGAUGCUACUAAAGUUAGAACAGGAGAUUCUGGAAUUUAUUAGUGAUAACAACAAUCAGUUUAAGAAGUUCCCUCAGAUGACCUCAUAUCAUAGGAUGCUGCUGCACCGGGUAGCUGCGUACUUCGGCAUGGACCAUAACGUUGACCAAACUGGGAAGGCGGUCAUUAUCAACAAGACCAGUAACACACGAAUCCCUGAGCAGAGGUUCUCUGAGCACAUCAAAGAUGAGAAGAAUGCAGAGUUCCCGCAGAGGUUUAUCCUAAAACGAGAUGACACCAGCAUGGACCGAGAUGAUAAUCAGACUGGCCAGAAUGGAUAUCUCACCGACAGCAGAAUCUCCAAAGAAGGCUUUUCUUCUAGUUCUCACAAACGGAGGCAGAUUUUUAGGGGCAACCGGGACAGUUUGAACCGGGCCUCGGGCAGCCGCCAGAGCAGCACAGAGAGCGAGAUAAAGUCACUGGAGCCCCGGCCGUGGAGCAGCACAGACUCAGAUGGCUCCAUCCGCAACCUGCGACCACCUGUUACCAAAGCCAGCAGCUUCAGUGGCAUCUCCAUCCUGACACGGGGGGACAGCAUCGGGAGUAGCAAAGGCAGCACUGCCAGCAGAACGUCCCGGGCAGGUUUAGUACUAGGUGCCCCUGAAGCAUGCAGCCAAGCCCCUUCUUCACAGCCCAGCCGUGGCGUCCUACCCUGCACAGCCCAGCAGCCUCAACCGCAGCCACCCCAACAGCCACCACCACAGCCCCAAGGACUUCCACCUGCAGCCCAACAGCAGCCAGCCAUGAGUAACCACAUGAUAUCCCAGGCCGAUGAACUCAGCAACCCCUUUGGGCAGAUCAGCCUCAGCCGACAGGGCUCUACGGAAGCACCGGAUCCUUCCUCGGCUAUGUUCCAGUCAUCCCUCAUCUCCCAGCAUCCCCAGCAGACAGGAUUCAUCAUGGCAACCCCUGGGCAGCCCAUUCCCACCUCCAACUACUCCGCCUCAGGGCACACAGCCCCCACACAGCAGGUGCUGCAGCCCCAGGGCUACAUUCAGCCUCCCCAGCAAAUUCAGGUUUCUUACUACCCUCCCGGGCAGUACCCGAACUCCAGCCAGCAAUACCGAUCUCUCAGUCACCCAGUGGCCUACAGCUCCCAGCGCACUCAGCAGCUCCCCCAGCAGUCCCAGCAUCCUGGUUUACAGCCAGUGAUGUCCAACCAGCAGCAAACAUACCAAGGUGUAAUGGGAGUGCAGCAGGCGCAGCCCCCUGGCCUUCUCAGCAGCCAGAGGAGCAGUAUGGGGAGCCAGAUGCAAGGUCUGAUGGUCCAGUACACUCCACUGCCUUCGUACCAGGUUCCUGUGGCCAGUGAAUCCCAGAGUGUGGUCCAGCAGCCCUUCCAGCAGUCAGUGCUUGUACCAGCCAGCCAGUCUGUUCAGGGGGGGCUUCAGGCUGGAGGGGUGCCCAUCUACUACAGCGUAAUUCCAACUGCUCAGCAGAACGGCACCAGCCCUUCGGUGGGGUUCCUUCAGCCACCUGGCUCUGAACAGUAUCAGAUGCCACAGUCCCCAUCACCCUGCAGCCCGCCACAGAUGCAGCAGCAGUAUUCAGGAGUGUCUCCAUCAGGCCCUGGCGUGGUUGUGAUGCAGCUGAAUGUACCCAAUGGCCCCCAGGCCCCCCAGAAUCCCCCUGUGGUGCAGUGGAGCCACUGUAAGUACUACAGCCUGGACCAGCGGGGGCAGAAGCCAGGAGACCUGUACAACCCAGACACCAGUGCUCAGGCCAGCACCCAGCUGAACAGCCCCAUCACGUCCCCCACCCAAUCCCCGACGCCGUCUCCUGUCACCAACCUCAACAGUGUCUGCACGGGGCUAAGCCCCCUCCCUGUCCUCACACAGUUCCCCCGGCCCAUGGGCCCAGCACAAGGUGAUGGGCGCUACUCAUUGCUGGGCCAGCCGCUGCAGUAUAAUCUGUCUAUCUGUCCCCCACCGCUGCUCCACAACCAGCCCAACUACAAUGCACACCAGGGGCAGACUGGAAUGAAACAUGGAAACCGGAGCAAGAGACAGGCCCUUAAGUCAGCAUCCACUGACCUUGGGACAAGUGAUGUAGUGCUGGGCAGAGUGCUGGAGGUGACAGACCUGCCCGAGGGCAUCACACGGACAGAGGCUGACAAGCUCUUCACCCAGCUCUCCAUGGCUGGUGCCAAAAUCCAGUGGCUCAAAGAGACUCAGGGGCGCCGUGGAGAUGCAGGCGGCGGGGACAACAAUGGGACUCCAGAGAAUGGCAGGCACAGUGACCUUGCUGCCUUAUACACCAUCGUGGCCGUGUUCCCCAGCCCGCUGGCUGCCCAGAAUGCCUCCCUCCGCCUCAACAACUCCCUCAGCCGCUUCAAGCUGCGUGUGGCCAAAAAGAACUACGACUUGCGGGUGCUGGAGCGUGCCAGUUCACAGUAG